AUGGACUCGCGCUCGAAAUGGAAGGCUACAGCCUUGCUGACUUGGCUUCUAGCCACAGAAAUAUCCCACUGUCUCCCGCACGUGGGAAACGAGGUAGAAGCUACUCUGCAAAACACAGCUACCGAGUCUGCGAGUGCCUUUGAGACUCAGUAUCCACCUUCAAACAGUGAAGACCGGCUCCUGAUCCCCGAGUCACACCCAGUGUAUCGAGUAGCUUUGGAACAGGACGGACAUUCGUCACAGCAGCCUUUCCCACAUUUUGACGUUGCCCAAUUCGUUGACGGCUUAGGAGAUUUGUUGGGCUCGGGUGGUGAUUCUACUGGACCAGCACCGGCCGCGACAGCACAGUCUACUUAUACAGGAAAAUCUGAUCCUAUUGAAGCGACAACUUCAGCCAAACAACCUGAAAACUCAGCGCUAAUUCCUACAGCUGGAUCUGUGACGGACUCACCGCAGGCCGAACCGAGUACUACUGUGGUGCAUGAACCCUCUUCACGCCCGGCUGCACCAGAUAAUUCUAAAGCCAUGCAUGGCCAAGAUAUAUUCCAGCCGAUUGCGACUGGUCCUGUCCCUGCUAAUAUCAAGUCUCGAGAUGACCACCCUGUGAAGAACGAGCAUGCCAAUACCACUGACCCGAUUGCGACGAAUAAGUUCUAUGCCAGCCUUUACCUGGGCUCUCAGACCAAUACUACCUUCACUCAGCCCUACUCUCUGUCAUGGUCCAAGGGAGGCGGCUCCCUGAAGAGCUGGGGUAUGGUUGUUUCCCAUAUCCAGCCUCACAUGCUUGCAUACGGACCUCCGAACAACAAGAUCCCCGGAGACCCAGUGCAGUACUACAUCAACCCAGUCGGCCUCCCACAUCUGAUCUUCUCUGCAACCGAGCUUGACCAGUCUUUCGUCAUGGACGUCGAACAGCCAAAGGCUUUCUCAGCCCACGCUGUGAUCAAGCGCCCCGGAGGCUCUGCUCAACAGAUUAUGUUCCCCGUUGUGCAAGGGAUGGGCUACGCAACAGCUGUGUACAAUGACCUGCAGCCCCUCAUUGAAAGCGGUGUUUUCUUCCGCAAGAUCGUCAGCGCCGAUUCGCCUAGGACCGGCAUCUUCAAGUACCAGGUUUAUCUUGACGAUGAGACGACCUGGCUUCUCUAUGCCACUCCGGCUGAUGGCAAGGAUCCGAAAUUAAAGCUAGUCUCAAAGACCCAACUUCGCGGUCCCAAAGGCUUUUCUGGUACUAUCCAAGUUGCGAAGAACACCGCUGGCAAAUCUGGCGAGAAAUUCUAUGAUAACUCUUCUGGCGUCUACCCGGUGGCAGGAGAGAUCUCUGGCUCUAUCACAGGUGAUGUGGGCGGCUACUCGCUCUCUUGGACCAAGGCCGGAAAGGACAUCGAAGGUACUCCUCUGAUCAUGUUCGCGCUACCCCAUCACGUCCACUCCUUCGACAGUGCCACCAAGGGCCGUAUCACCGAUAUUCACCUUCGCACCACAACAAAGGGCAACUCCACUGCCGUAAUCGGAGAAAGCUGGACUAUGGUCGAACAAAACCUCCCCAUCGACAUCGGAUUCGCCCCGUGGUCAACCACCCAUGGCAGUGUUCACGAGCUGUCCGCCGCAGCCCAGCACGCCAUUAUUCAGGCUGCCCCCCACGAGCUCAAGCAGAACAUUUCAGAACAGACGGAUCUCAACAGCAUGUACUACAGCGGCAAGGCGUUGAGCAAAUUCGCAAUGCUAGUGUAUACGGUCAACCAGCUCGGCAACAACGUCGAGCUAGCAGCAGAUGCCUUCCAGACGCUCAAGAAGUCCUUCGAUCUAUUCGUGCAGAACAAGCAGCAAUUCCCGCUCGCCUAUGAUUCCGUCUGGAAGGGCAUUGUCUCGACCGCCGGCUAUAACGGCGAUCUGAACCAGGAUUUCGGGAACACAGCGUACAACGACCACCACUUCCACUAUGGCUACUUCAUCCAAGCAGCCGCCAUCAUCGGCGCUCUUGAUCCCAGCUGGCUGGCCGCGAACAAGGAGUGGGUCAACAUGCUUGUUCGUGAUGCUGGUAACUCUGUUGCAAAUGAUCCGCACUUCCCAUUCUCGCGCUCGUUUGAUUGGUAUAACGGUCACUCUUGGGCGAAAGGUUUGUUCGAGUCUUUUGAUGGCAAGGAUCAGGAAUCUACCUCGGAAGAUACCAUGUUCGCGUAUGCGAUCAAGAUGUGGGGAAAGACGACCGGCGAUGCUAGCAUGGAAGCUCGUGGCAAUGUUAUGCUGGGCAUCCUGCGUCGAUCUCUCAAUAACUACUUCUUGAUGGAGGAUGACAAUGUCAACCAGCCUGCGAACUUUAUUGCGAACAAGGUCACCGGAAUUCUAUUCGAGAACAAAGUCGAUCACACCACCUAUUUCGGUGCCAACCUCGAAUUCAUCCAGGGAAUCCACAUGCUACCUCUCAUGCCACACAGCCCCUUCACACGACGAAAGGAGUUCGUACGCCAGGAAUGGCAGGCAAUGUUCGCUGAAAACGCCUCAACCCCGGCCUCCGAAGUCGACGGCGGAUGGAGGGGUGUGUUGUACGCCAACCUGGCCCUCAUCGAUUCCAAAUCGGCGUGGGAAUUCUUUGCCCAGCCGAACUUCGACUAUAGCUGGAUUGAUGGCGGUGCUUCGCGUACUUGGUACCUGGCUUUUGUUGCUGGUCUUGGUGGUGCUCCUUAG
Messenger RNA from Penicillium egyptiacum, 2685 nucleotides. The record is from the annotation of a GenBank genome assembly. Lineage: Eukaryota; Fungi; Ascomycota; Eurotiomycetes; Eurotiales; Aspergillaceae.